Molecule: messenger RNA, 1021 nt
Organism: Solanum pennellii
Lineage: Eukaryota; Viridiplantae; Streptophyta; Magnoliopsida; Solanales; Solanaceae
Product: NDR1/HIN1-like protein 6
Exons: 1
Coding region: 108-911 (267 amino acids)
Cellular component (GO): plasma membrane
Source: RefSeq, a predicted model, not a curated record
UCCCUUUUACUUUCCUUAAUCCAAUUCCAAAUUCCCAUUAUUAGUAUAUCACUAUCUUAUAAUAAAUAGAUUGUUCAUCUUUUCUUUCAUAAUUCAUUAAGCCAAAUAUGACUUCCUCAGAGAGCUUAAGUUUCUUUUCUCCUGAAUAUAGUACACCUAGGAUGUUUCCUCUAACACCAUCACCAACACCAAUACCAGCACCAACUCAUAAACGUGGCGGUCCAUCGCCUAUGAGCCAAAUCAUCAUGGCAAAACAAGCCCUCAAUCAACCUUUAACACCAGAAAUGUCACAUGAAAUCAAGAGUAAACCAAUAGUACAAUAUGUUGUGCCACGACAACGAAGACGUACAAAUCCUGCAGUAUGGUGUGCUGCAAUACUAUGCAUGAUGUUCUGUCUACUACUAAUAUUAUUUGGUAUUGGAACUUUAGUCAUUUUUCUAUCUAUCAAACCAAGAAAUCCAGUUUUUGAUACAUCAAAUGCUAGUCUAAGUGUUAUAUACUUAGACUCACCUAAGUAUAUGAAUGGUGACUUCACAUUUAUAGCAAAUUUCACCAAUCCAAACAAGAAACUUGAUGUGAGAUUUGAGCAUUUGGUCAUUGAACUUUUUUUCUCAGAUAGCUUAAUAGCAACACAAGUUGUUCAACCAUUCAGUCAGAGGCAACGCGAAACGCGAUUAGUACAAGUUCACAUGAUAUCUAGCUUGGUUUAUUUGCCACCAAUUUCAGCCUUCAAACUACAAAAACAGGUACUUAGCAACAGAGUUGUUUAUAACAUCAGAGGAACUUUUAAGGUCAGAGUGAAUAUUGGCCUAAUUCAUUACUCUUAUUGGUUACAUGGGAGAUGUCAAUUAGAGAUGACAAGUCCACCUAUUGGUGCUCUUAUUACACAUAGUUGUAGAACAAAGAGGUGAAAAAAAAAUGAUUACUUUUGUAUAUUGCAUACUUUAGUACAGCAAUUUGAUUUGAUUUUCCAUAUUCCUUCUAUUAUGUUAAGUACAAAAACUGUGUUUCUCAAUGCCAA